Molecule: messenger RNA, 1986 nt
Organism: Salarias fasciatus (jewelled blenny)
Lineage: Eukaryota; Metazoa; Chordata; Actinopteri; Blenniiformes; Blenniidae
Exons: 2
Coding region: 53-892 (279 amino acids)
Source: RefSeq, a predicted model, not a curated record
UACAGUCACAGAGACGCUGAAGCGGCAGCAGCAGCAGCCUGAACCGGAUCCAAUGCAGACAGCGUGUGCGGAUUCGAGGGUGCCAGAGCCCGCUCCAGGAAGCCUUGGCAACGCAGGAGGCCCCAGGAGAGGCUCGCAAAACAAUACGGCUGUCGAGGAGUUUGCCCAAAACAUGUCAGAGAGUAUAAUAGAGUCAUUUAUGAGCCAAAACAGGGCUGAUUUUAACCAAAACUGCGAGAUAUUGGGAGAAAAACUAGCAUCCGUGGUGAUCGAAUGUGCCAUGAUGGAAGCGAGCAGAGGCGGACGUGUGACGGACCGCACAGCGAGGCCCGAGCCGGAUCCGGCCUUCGCAGACGAAGCUGGAAGUGAGGACGGUCUGUGGGAGCCAGACGGACGGGUCGAUCCCGUGUCGGAGCUCCAGACCUCCGCACUCGGCUGUCCGCCGCUAUCCCAGGCGGGCCUCCCCGCCGUGGGCUCCCUGGACUACCCCGACGCCCCGCCGACCACGCCGCUCCUCCCCGAGCUCCAGAAGAGCAGGAAGAGCUUCUCGCAGAAGCUGAAGGGAGGCCUGGCGAAGGUUUUCCAGCCCUCGCCUCCUCCGCCGACGCCCAAGGACAGCGAGGGCGGCUCGCACGACGCCAUGGACGACCAUCAGGCAGAGCUGGAGCGCCUCAUGGACUCUCUGUCCACAGACGAUUUUGAAGAACGCUCACAGCUCGGGACCAGAGUGGAAGACUUUGCCGAAGCCCUCUCCUUUGAAAUCAUGGAGUGUGUUUUAGGGUUGAGGGACGGCGAGCAGAUAGCGGAGGAGGUCGACCUUCAUCUUCUUGCGCAGCGCAUGGCUGAAAGCAUCAUCGCUUCAUCGCUCGACGCUGCCAGCAUGUGUGUGUAGGAUCCUGAGAGUGUGUGUUGUGAAGGGCACAUACAGUCAGUGCUGUGAAAGUUAGCAAAGAUUAUUACAAAUCAAUAUAUUUAAAAAUGUCUGACACCCCUGGAUCACUGUCCCUUCAAUAGUACAAAUAUUUAUGAAAUUAAAAGUUAUUUAAUUUGUACUCCGAGACUGAAUAAUAAGCAUAUAACUAUAUUAUUGAAGUUUUGUUGUGAUGUUGCCUUAAUAAAGUUUAAAGUUUUUUUAAUCAUAGUUGCAGAUUUUAUAUAAAUGUACCAAAAGUCACGUGAAGACGCUCUGAUGUGUGAAAUCUGAAGUUUAUGCUGAUCAUUGCUCUCACUCACUCUACAAAUUCCCAUUUCUGUGAAGAUAAAUAGAAGUGGAGAAUGUACAUAAAUGUAUUUUUGCAUUGUUUUGGGGACAUUACUAAUUCAUAAAAACAGUGUGAUGUUUCCUAAUAUGAUCAUAAGAGCAUCUUUAACAGAUGGUUUCACCUCAAAGUGGAUGAAUACUUUGUUUUUUCUCUGUAUCUAACAGCAGUAACCACAUUUAUCCUUUAGAUGGCAGCACAGGAGAAAGCUUUGUGUUAAUCCAGGUUUAAAUGGAUGUUUCCUUCCCAUCAGUUUUUAGUUGAUAUUUUGUCAUCAGCUUGUAUUUUUAAGCUGAACAAACUAUAUUUUAUUAAUCCCCCUAGGAAUGUUAUUUCUCCCUGCAUUGACUAAUCCUGUUUCUAUGAUCUGACUUAUUUGGGUCAAUUCUCUCUGAAUCAGCUUCAGUGUUUAUACAUUGAGAGUGAUUAAAUCCGUCAGGAUAACUUGAUGUUCUGGCUUAUUGAACACUCAUUUCUGUACCGACUGAGAUCAGAUCUGAAACGAGAGUGAGCCGCAGUCCUCAAACAAACGCUGAUGUGACUUCGACUCUUUAUUUUCUCCUGUCCUCAACAGGCUGCCAAACCCCGAGCAGCAGAAGUUUGGUUGAGCUUUCAAACAAGAGUUUCCAUUACAGAGUUUUAUUGUUCUGCUUAUUCGGGGCUGUUUUAUGGGUCAUCUGCUCGGCCCCUCACACGUCUUCAGUCUUCAGAUCACUGCGGUAAUGAU